Messenger RNA from Xylaria bambusicola, 1926 nucleotides. RefSeq lists its product as uncharacterized. The record is from RefSeq and is a predicted model, not a curated record. Gene Ontology annotation, molecular function: oxidoreductase activity. NCBI's taxonomy places the organism in Eukaryota, Fungi, Ascomycota, Sordariomycetes, Xylariales, Xylariaceae. Bases 604 to 1686 code for a protein of 360 amino acids. The transcript is spliced from 2 exons.
GCUUGUAUCUGUGACUGACUAGAGAGCAUCGCUCCGCGCCCUGCAAAGUUACGUUAUUAUCUCCCCUGUCUCUCUUCUCUUAUUGGAAAAGUUAACUAUCACGCCAACCAAAGGUGUCACACACAAUAUCUUGACAACACGUAUACAUGGCAAUCAAACAUGGGUUCAAAAAAUUGAGAUUUCGGAUCACGGCUUCUGGGAUUUCUGGGAUUUCUGUCGUCGGCAAGCCAAGAUAGCGCAUGUCGGCUUUUUUUUUGGUGGGGGUUUGACAGGAACUCCGAAGCCCCGGAGUAAUUUAUGUUCGAGGUGCAGAAGAGCACGCGGGGGUGAACUGCAGGGAGCCAUAGAUUAGUCAGGCGGGCAAUAGAUGAACCAUUGUGGCGCCAGAGCUGUUUCUUGUUUCCUACCGCUUAUUGCAGUGUCAAACAAUUCAGCAUCAUCAUUUUCGUUCUCUGUUCUCUGUUCUCGCAGUUGGCUGGGUGCCGACCCCAAAGAUUUACGCACUGACUUAUCGGACUGAAUGCUAGGAUUGUGAUCUGGAGGCAAGCUUGAUCGAGUCUGUGUGUACAAGUGAGACUGGGAACAACCACGAGCACCAUCACAAUGUCUCGGUCUCUCACUCUGAAGAAAAUUGAUGGCAAGCCUGGCGAGGUGUACUAUCCCCUCCAACUCAACAACAACCCCAAGCCCGUCGCAGGGCCGGGCGAGCUGCUCGUCCGCCUCCACGCUGCGGCCCUUAAUCACAGAGAUCACUUCCAGCGCCAGCAUUUGUACCCGGCCAUCUCAUUCGAGCACCCGCUUCUCGCCGAUGGCUGCGGCGUCGUCGAGGCCGCGGGUCCGAAUGCCUCAUCUUCCAUCAUCGGUAAACGUGUGAUACUAACGCCGUCCCGCGGCUGGGAUUCCGCGCCUGAAGGACCCGAAGACGCAUUCUUCACUAUCGGCGCACACACGGGGACGGACUGCGGCACGGCGCAGGACUACGUCGUCAUCCCUGAGGCCGAAGUCGAGCUCGCGCCCGAGUAUCUCAGCACCGCUGAGGCAGCGGCUUUACCACUGGUCGGCCUCACGGCCUGGCGCGCCUUCGUGACGAAGAGCGGCAACGCUCUUCCGGGACGGAAUAUCCUCAUCACAGGUAUCGGGGGUGGCGUCGCGCUCUCAGCGCUGCAGUUCGCCGUCGCCGUGGGGUGUAAUGUGUACGUUACUUCUGGGUCGCCCGCGAAGCUCGAGCGCGCGAUGGAGAUGGGGGCGAAAGGCGGGGUGUCGUAUCGCGAUGGCGACUGGAACAAGAAGCUCACUGCGCUGCUGCCGAGCGACAGGCCGUAUCUGGAUGCCGUUAUCGAUGGUGCGGGGGGCGAUAUCAUGGCGCGCGUGACACGGCUGCUGAAGCCGGGUGGUAUUGUCUCGACGUAUGGGAUGACGGUCGGGCCAAAGAUGGAUUGGCUCAUGUCCGCCGUCAUGCGCAACAUCGAGCUCCGCGGGUCUACGAUGGGAUCGCGCAAGGAGUUCGCGGAAAUGGUGGCCUUUGUGAAGAAGCAUCAGAUUCGCCCUAUCGUGAGCCGGGUUGUGAAGGGCUUGGAUAACAUGUCCGAGAUCGAGGGCUUGUAUGAGGAUAUUCGCGAGGGGCGACAGUUUGGGAAAUUGAUCAUUGAGAUUGUUCCCGAUGAGAAGGGGGGUGCAAAGUUGUAGAUCAGGAGAAAUACCCUCACUGCUUAGGAUGGUAUAGGAGGAGGCAGCAGAUUUCUUUCCGGUUCUGCGAUACAUUCAUUCUCUCUUUAGAAUGGGUAGGAGGGCUAAACUCUCUUACUUUGGGGAUAUGGUAUGAUACAUUUGUUUGGCGGCUUCCCCAAUUCAGCGUCGCCUUGAGAGGAUAUACUGCAAACCUAGAUAUCUACCUAGACAAUACGAUAUAAAUACAAAGAUCUACAC